AAAAAAAAUGAAUCUGUCGGACAUUCACUCAUCUCUCUAACCAUUUGACCAAAAGAAAAAAAAAUCUCCCAAACCAGAAAAUUGUCACUCCAGAAAUUUCAUCUCCCUCAGCAUUGGCAGUACUGCCGCCGCACCACCUUGAGUCCUCGCGGCUGCCGCUGCUGCUCCUCCUCCUCAGUCACGCUGCCGCUGCUGCUCCUCCAUCGCAGCGGCUGCACUCUCUCGGUUCAGCUCCUCCUCCAUCGCCGCUGCUUCUGUCUCCCACGGUCACGACGCAGGAGGAACUUUUUUAUUAUGGGUUAAAUGGACAGAAAAUGUGAGUUGAUAUCUUGCAAUAAGGUUUUAAGGAUUGGAAACUUGGUUGACGUUGGGCUCCUCAAGAUAUUGUUAAGGGAAAGAGCUACUCUAAAAGGUGGUGUAACAUGUUCAGUAUAAAACUUUGGUGCUUAGUAGAGCACAGAAUUGUCUAAGCCUCCACGGAUCCUAUAAAGAUGGUGUUGUAUUUAAUGAAUUUAACUUUUCUGUUGUAUUAGAUACAAAUUGAGUUAUUUGUGUUUGAAUAAAGUUGUUUAAAAAGUUCACUAUUAAGCUAACCCAGUUCUUAGUGCCAUUUUGGCCCAUAAGGUUGGGUCGUGACAUUUGAUCGUCAGUUAAUAAUGGAUUCUGAAGAAGAAAGAGAAGUGGAGAUGGAGAUAGAAGAAACCCUAGAUGAUAGGAAGAAGGGUUAUGAUUAUGUAGUGUUACGGUUGAUUUUAGCGAUUAUUUUCCCAAUCGCUGCAUUCUUUUCCUUAUCGUUAUUUAUAGGAUUCCUUGCAGUUUUGGCUGCCCACUUCUCCAUUUCCACUCCCAUCUCUGUUCCCUCUCAGUGCAGGAUAGUCUCCAGCAGUGUGGAUCUUAGAUCAACAAAGGUCUGCGAACUUGGAUUUUUGAAUUACAAAGCCAAACAUGUCUUUUAUCCUUUUGAAAGAAGUAAAUUUCGGUGUCGUUAUGAUUAUUACUGGGCUUCAGUGUUUGAGGUGGAAUACAAAGACCAUUCUUUGGGUCUGACACAAGCAUUUGCUGAGGCUCCAGAUGAAGCACUUCCUCCAAAUUGCAGGCCUAGUUUUGGCGCUGUAUGGCUGACCAAAGAUAAAUUCAAGGUUAAUAAAACUUAUGAGUGCUGGUAUACAACUGGCAUUUCCAAAGUAAGCCUAUACAGUGAUGGCUUCUUCCCUUGUCAAGCAAAAGAUCCAUCUGUUUUUGAAAUGAUUAGACGCUAUAUUAUCCUGUUCGUGAAGGUAUUACACUCCUGGUUUGUCCGUAAAAGGGGAAAAGCUAGUUAUUGGAGGUGGGAAACAAUAGCUGGGAUUGUUACUGGUUUUUCAACUUCCUUGAUCUCCUUAAGCUUCAUAAGCAUCCUACAUCAAAUGAAAUCACGGUUGCCCCAAACCUAUGUAGCUCGGAUGGUUGCGCGAACCCCAAAAAUGGUAUUCUUCAAGCGUGCUUGUUUUCUUGUGGCAUACUUCUCUGUUGUGGGUUGGUUAGUAAUCCAGUAUGGUAAAAGGCUUGGACUCACUGAAAUUUACAGAAUAUAUAACCUCUAGGUUGGUACUUGGCUUUACUUUUUGCAAGUGCUAAUUGUCUCUCAGUUCCAAUUGGCACUUGGACACACCAAAUUUCAAACUCUGCAGUAUAUGGUCACUGUUGACUGAUGUAGAGUUCAGUGGUUGCUUGAUGUAUUAUAUGGUACGUCGCGGAAGAGUAGGAUUGCUGCAUUUACUGCUUGAAAUUCACCGGUUCAAACUCAGGUUAAAAAUUGUGUAAAUCUAAUUCUGUUCAAAGCUUGAAGUUCCAUUUACAUAUGUGGAGCAAAUAAUCCAUGUGGAUGAGAAAGUAAUAGUCUGAUGUGUAUAGGGCAUCUUAAGAUAUGAUAAAAUCUCUAAUGUACUAGGUACUUUCAUCUUAUUUGAAAGGUCUAGUAAUUGAUUAAAACAACACUGAUAAUAAUAAAAUUCUCUCUCUCUAUAUA
This is a messenger RNA of Manihot esculenta (cassava), 2008 nucleotides long. RefSeq lists its product as uncharacterized. Lineage: Eukaryota; Viridiplantae; Streptophyta; Magnoliopsida; Malpighiales; Euphorbiaceae. Bases 657 to 1583 code for a protein of 308 amino acids. The transcript is spliced from 8 exons. The record is from RefSeq and is a predicted model, not a curated record.